This is a messenger RNA of Rhopalosiphum maidis (corn leaf aphid), 1068 nucleotides long. Its product is annotated as ciliogenesis-associated TTC17-interacting protein-like. Bases 1 to 1068 code for a protein of 355 amino acids. The transcript is spliced from 6 exons. NCBI's taxonomy places the organism in Eukaryota, Metazoa, Arthropoda, Insecta, Hemiptera, Aphididae. The record is from RefSeq and is a predicted model, not a curated record.
AUGAAUAUUUAUACAAUUUAUGCAAACGAUUUGGUAAACUAUGCAAAAAAAGAUGAACAAAUUUUAAAUUUAAAAAAUUCAAAUACAGAGGAUAAUUAUUCGUUAAUCGACGAAGAGAAUAUAUCAAAAAUAUGUUUUAAUGAAACAUUAACUAUAUUGAAUGAAAAAAACGAAGAAGUAGGUGAAUUUGUUGGUAAAAUACGGAAGAGUAAUUCAAAUACUAAUCCUGCAACUUUAAUGAUACAUUUAAAUUCUACUAAUAUUUCUGAACAUGGUAGAGAAAUUGGAUUGAGUGUAAUAACUACCACUACGGCAAAUUUUCUUUCUUACGAAGAAAAAUGGUCACAAUGGUACUCUGAGGAAUCUGAAAUAACACGUAAAACAGUUUUAAUUUCGAAUAAAAACAAUGAUGGACGGGUACAAAUUUACACGGAUUUAAAUAAUGGUGAAUUAAUUGAUCAAACCAAAAACAUAAAUUUAACGAAAAAUAAAAAUUUGUUAACCGAAGGAAUGAACUAUGCUUUCCUCCGAUAUCUUGCAAUAACAGGAUUUGAGGGUACUAUUAAGAAUAAAACAGCUGUAACUAUCAAUGGAACAUUAUGUAAAACAAUAUACGAAUGUUCAAUAAAAGACAACUACAAAAUUAAUAAAGUGUCAAUACCAGUGGUAACUAUAAAAAGGGUUAUACAAAUAAAAAAAUCUUUUAAAACUUCAAUUGUACAUAUGACGACUAUCUUAACUCGUUUGGGUUAUAUAUUGCAACAUUCAUGGGGUAAAAAGAUUGACAAGAAACUAGUGAUCAAUAAGUCGAUGCGAAUCACAAAAGAUGGUUUUGUUCAUAAUGACACGAUGUUGCACCUAAAAAAUAACUGGGAACAAGAUAUUCGUUUCAAAUCUUUGUACUUAGAUAAAGUUUCAGAAAUGAAUAUAAAGUACAACACUUAUAUAAAAAACCACGGGGAUGUGAAAGACAUGAUCAUUGAUUACAUAAAAGCUUUAUUAUUAGCCAAGCCAGAUAAUGUGUUACAGUUUUCAGUCGAUUACUUUAAACAGUUUAAACAGUUCUAA